Molecule: messenger RNA, 981 nt
Organism: Cydia amplana
Lineage: Eukaryota; Metazoa; Arthropoda; Insecta; Lepidoptera; Tortricidae
Gene: Rnf146
Product: E3 ubiquitin-protein ligase rnf146-like
Exons: 6
Coding region: 118-819 (233 amino acids)
Biological process (GO): ubiquitin-dependent protein catabolic process; Wnt signaling pathway
Cellular component (GO): nucleus; cytoplasm
Molecular function (GO): zinc ion binding; ubiquitin protein ligase activity; poly-ADP-D-ribose binding
Source: RefSeq, a predicted model, not a curated record
AGUUUCUAUUAAAUAUUUUUGUCAUAUUAGUGUAAUUUGAAAGCAAUAUUACGGUAACGCGUGAUGCGUUAUUGAAUUAUCUAUUUUUGUUACUUAAAUGUGUCAUAAGUUAACGCAAUGAGUAAUGACCCGCAAGUUGCAGAGCAAGAUUGCGCAGUUUGCUUACAAAAAUGUCAUCAUCCUACCCAGCUUCCUUGUGGACACAUCUUUUGUUUUCUUUGUGUAAAGGGAGUUGCAAUUCAGAGUAAGAAGUGUGCAAUGUGCAGAGCCGAAAUCCCACCUGAUUAUUUGGACCAUCCAGUACUUUUAGAGAAAGCUUCCCCUCAAGCUAGUUCUGAGGAAGUGAAUGAAGGCUACCAAUGGUAUUAUGAGGGAAGGAAUGGGUGGUGGAAAUAUGAUGAGAGGAGUAAUAUUGAAUUAGAAAAUGCAUAUAAUGCUGGAAGUCCCGAGUGUACAUUACUACUAGCUGGAGCUGUGUACAGAAUAAACUUUCAAAAUAUGGUACAGAUGCGACAGAAUGAUAGGACCAGGAGACGUAGAGUUCAGAGAGAUACCCCUGCACUGCCAGCCAAAGGUAUUGCUGGUAUAAAGAUUGAUAAUCCCAGUAAUGAAGUUAAGAAUGAAUCUGACACUUCAAACACUAUUGAUCUAACCAGCAAUGACAACAGUAAUGACGCUGAACCAGUGGAGAUAGUAGAUAGCGAUGAUGGUGAAGUCAGUGAGGUCACUUCACAAGAUAAUGAAGUCAAUGAAUUAGUUCACAGAACCAGUGCAAUCAACUUAUUGGAUCCCACCAGGCCUGCAAAUGAGGACACGUGAUUUAAGACACCUAUGGUCAUUAACUUUUUAAGGUAUUGGUCCUAAAUAAUACUGUAGAAUCCACUUAAUAUGAUUAAUUGAUUAUGUUUAAAAUUAUCUCCUGCCUAAUAUGCCAGUUCCUGUAACUUGAGCAAUCGGUAUGUACUAUGUAGUAUUUAUGUC